Tetranychus urticae (two-spotted spider mite) is the source of this 5923-nucleotide messenger RNA. RefSeq names its product kinesin-like protein 31E (gene Klp31E). Gene Ontology annotation, molecular function: microtubule motor activity; microtubule binding; ATP binding. Lineage: Eukaryota; Metazoa; Arthropoda; Arachnida; Trombidiformes; Tetranychidae. Gene Ontology annotation, cellular component: microtubule associated complex. The record is from RefSeq and is a predicted model, not a curated record. Gene Ontology annotation, biological process: microtubule-based movement; mitotic spindle organization; spindle elongation.
UUUCAUGAUGAGCUAUCUUUGUUCUCCCUUCAUCUCUUUUGUCCUCAUUCACAAUCAAGUACCAGUUUCUGUUAUUUAUUUGACGUUUAUAAAUUUUUUUACUACUGGCGAAGUGGAUUGUUUGUGUGUAAAUUGUGCUUAAUUUGUUCAAUAUUUGUGUCAUUCUUUUGUGUUUACCUGUGACACAAUGGAAGCCGAAACAUCGGUUAAAGUCUGCGUCCGGAUUCGGCCACAGGUACCAAAGGAGAUUAUUGAAAUGUGUAAAGUGUGUACAAAUGUAACUCCAAAUGAACCCCAAGUUUGGCUUGGAUCAACCAAAGCUUUCACAUUUGAUCAUGUCUUUAAUAUGGACUCUAAACAAGAAGAAAUUUAUACAAAUUGUGUUUACUCUCUAAUUGAAGGGUGUCUUGAUGGAUAUAAUGCAACGGUUCUUGCUUACGGUCAAACCGGAUCAGGUAAAACAUUUACUAUGGGAACCGGAUUUGACGUAAGGGUAGAGAAAAGUGAAAAUAAAGGUAUUAUUCCUAGAGCAGUUGAUCAUCUUUUCCGUGGAAUCCGAGAAAAGCAGCAAAAAGCCAAAGAAAUGGGUAUACCACCACCUGAAUUUAAGGUUAAUGUUCAGUUUUUGGAACUAUAUAAUGAACACAUUAUUGACUUGUUAGCAGACGAUUCUGGGACCAAUAUAAAUCAAAUUAAAAUUCACGAAGAUGCCUCUGGUGGUAUUUACACUGUUAAUACAUGUGCACGAAGUGUUUCAUCAGUUGAAUCAACUUUAGAUUGUUUAAAAAAAGGUUCUCUUUCUAGGACAACUGCUUCGACAAAUAUGAACAGUCAAUCUUCAAGAUCACAUGCUAUCUUCACCUUGUAUAUAAAACAACAAAGGAUUGUGUCUCUAGAUGAUCAUCUUAAACUGGGAGUUUCUAGUGAUGGAACAAUGCCUUCUCAUGAAUUCGAAACCUUAACUGCGAAAUUCCACUUUGUAGAUCUUGCUGGGUCAGAGAGACUCAAGCGAACCGGUGCAACGGGUGAUAGAGCCAAAGAAGCUGUCUCCAUUAAUGCAGGUCUAUUAGCUUUAGGUAAUGUAAUAUCUGCUCUUGGUGAUAAAAGAAAACAGGGUUGCCAUGUUCCUUAUCGUGAUUCCAAAUUAACUCGUUUACUGCAAGAUUCCCUCGGCGGUAACAGUCAAACAUUAAUGAUCGCAUGCAUAUCACCGUCCGAUAGGGAUUUCAUGGAGACUCUCAAUACGCUAAGAUAUGCUAAUAGGGCUAAGAAUAUCAAAAACAAGGUUGUUGCCAACCAAGAUAAAGCUAGUGAAACAAUUAACCUGCUUCGUAAGGAGAUUCAACAAUUACAAUUGGAACUUAUGGAGUACAAGCAGGGUAAAAGAAUCAUCGGUGAAGAUGGUAAUGAGCAAAUCAAUGAUAUGUAUCAUGAAAAUACUAUGCUUCAAAAGGAAAUUGGUAAUCUUAAGCUCAGAGUUAAAGCUCUUCAAGAUACGAAUGAAAGAUUGAUUGCACGCAAUACCGAAUUAACGCUAGAAAAAGCGACCGGAGGAUGGAUUACAAACGAUGGUGAGCCAAGUGAUCUUAAAGAUAUGGUGCAAAAUUAUCUUCGUGAGAUCGAAGAGCUGAGAACCAAACUAAUCGAGAUGGAAGAAACUUGUUCUCAACUGAGGAAACAAGCUCAGCGUUCAACCAUGAGCCGAAUGUCAAUGUCACCCUUUUCAUCAACCGCUGUCGCUGUUGUUGGAAAUUACGAUGUUGCUGAAGAAACAGAGACUUGUGAUACUAUACUUAAAGAAGCUAAAAAAGAAAUUGCCAAACAGAAAAAAAUAUCUCGUAAUUUAAGUAAAUCUUAUAAAGAUAUUGAUACAAUAUGUGAAACCAAUGGUAAUCGAAAUAUUGAUGGUGAUAUAGAAAGGACAACCAGUGGAGGUACAAACCCAUCUCCUAUCAAUGGUGAAUCUGAUAGUGGAUGGGGUGGUGGAGGUACAGAUGGUGCAACUGAUGGAGGUACUGAUGGUGGAGAAGAUGAUGAAGGUGGCAAUGGUGCUUCAUCAUCCCCAGCAUCAGAUGAAAGUGAUGCCAGUGAUGAAGAAUCUGAUACCGAGUUUCAACUUGCUGAGCUUUCAAAUGAGAUCUCUGUAAAGGAAAAACUGAUCAUUGAACUGGAAAAAAGUCAAAGAAAGAUGAUGUCAAUGAAACAUCAUUAUGAAGAAAAGUUAUUACAGUUACAAGCAAAAAUCAAUGAGAUUGAAUCUGAACGUGAUCGUGUACUAGCAAAGUUGACCAACGUUGGAUCAGGUGGUAAUGAUAAAGCAAAAAAGGUUCGGGAUGAUUACCAGCAAAAGUUGAAUGCUCUACAGACGGAAAUGAAAAAGCUUAAGAUGGCCGAGAAAGAGCAUGCUACUGCCAUGAAAAGUCAAUCAAAGUAUGAAUUACAAUUGAGAAGUUUGAAAAAUGAAGUUAGUGAGAUGAAAAAGCAGAAAGUUGGUCUGUUAAAGAAGAUGAAAGAAGAAGCCCAGCGUCAUAAAGAAGCUGAGUCUAGGCAGAAUAAAAAGCUCUCACAAUUGGCUAAACAAGAGAGGCUGAAAGAUGUUAAAAUAAGAAAUCUGGAAACAGAAGCUAAUAGAGUUAAAUCUCUUCUCAAACGUAAAGAAGACCAAGUUAUGGCAAUGAAGAAAAUGAUUAAACCCAUGAGUGAUAAAGUUGCUGGACGGGUCAAAUCAUCUAGUCGCAUGAGAAAAGGAUCUGAAAAAUCAUCCGUCGUUCGUUCCCCAAAAGUUAUUAAACAAAAGUGGCAAUCUAUUGAGCAGGACAUCAACAAGGUGAUGAUUUAUAAGAAAAACAUUGCAAUUCAUGAGCUGCAAAUGGAACGUUUUCUUGCCCAGCGCCGUCGAUUGGUACGAGAACGAGAAGAUACUAAAGCAAAAUUAUCAGAGUCUAGAAGAGCCGGCAAAAGUGAAGAUAUUAUUGCUGAACUGUUAGAAGAAUUGGGUAACAUUGAAGAUAACAUUCUCUAUCUUAAUCAAAAUAUAGAUGAAUGUCAAUCAACAAUUAUGCAGCUAGAAGAAACUGCCGGUGAUACACCUACUUUAGAAAUGAACACUUUACUUGCUGAUGUAGGAUUAGAAGAGAUGAAAUACCUUUUUGAGAAAGUAUUAACAAUGGCAAUAAAUCAAAGUCUCCUUGCCGUUCAAAAGGAAGAGGAAGCACACGAGUACGAGAUGAAAUAUAAUCAACUCGAAGAUAGUUCUGUAGCUCAAGAAAAUCUACUAAACCUUUUACUGGACACCACAUUUAUUGAAGAUACCAAAAGGCCGCCUACAGCUAAUAGCAAUAACAAUAACAAUAACAAUAAUAUUAAUAAUAAUGCAUUUGAGGCACCGAUAAAUGGUAACAGUAAUAACGAAACUAUUGACAAAUUAGGCACAUCGAACACUCACGAGAAAUACCACAAUGGUGAUACAGUUGGACCUUUAAUGGGACCUUCAUCUUCGUCAAGUGGGAAUAACGUCAAUGAAAAUGGGUCAGGGCGACCUGAAAAAGCUCGACGAUUAACCAAAACACCGCAAGAACUUUUAUUCGAACAAUCACGAAAUUCGAUUAACAUGGCCGAUGAUCCUAUGACUCAAAGUUUGGUCAACCCUAUCUCAACACUAGCCAAAAAUAAUUCUGAUCUCCAUAGAGUUCCAAGUGCUCCGUCCUUAAAGGAUAUAUGCAAACCAUCUUCUAGGAUCGAAUCGCCAAUCCUUAAACGUAAAACUUUCGAAAAAAAUCAAUUACUCGAAACAAGACGUCUCAUCAAACCAAGUUGUGUGUUAUCUGUUUUCGGCAACAGUCCAUCACAAACCCAUGUUACUCGCCAAAUAUCAUCUGAAACCAAUGAAACAACUCCGCCUUCAUCACCACAAAUCUAUCGCCGAAACAAGGAAGAAAAUGUUUUCUCCAGGUUAACAAGUGGAACCAUCUCUAACGGUCAAAAUAACCCAGACAGAGGAAUAAUGGUCCCGUGCACAAAUCGAAGUUAUGACAAAUAUUCGCCUCUUAUAUUGUCCUCAACCGCUGAAGGUCAUAGUAGACCUGUACUUUCAGUCUCUCUCACUGAUGAUGUAAUGUUCUCUGGGUCCAAAGAUUGCACUGUUAAAAUCUGGGAUCUUCACACAGGCAGAGAAAUUCAAUCUCUAGAGGAUCAUCCAGACUCUGUGGUCAAAGUUGUCUACAAUGAAUAUAUUCGAUUAGCUUUUUCAGUUUCCAAAUCAAUCAUUAAAGUUUGGGAUACAAGAGAAAAUCCUGCUCGAUGCAUAAAAAUUCUCAAUUCACUUGGACUCGCUGAUGGAUUGGUUGCAUCGGCUGCACGGCCCAAUGAAUUAGGUCAAAAUGAAAAUAGAAUUUUAGACAUUCAACUUAACAAAUACGGGACCGUACUAUUUUCAACUUCUGGACAUACGGUCCGAGUUUGGGAUCUCAGAAAAUACUAUUGUAUUGGAAAAUUGAACACUUCUCAUCAAGCUAAUGUUAUUUGUAUGGCCGUGGAAGAGUCUGGCAAUGAUUCUAAUAUCGUUGCUACCGGGUCUAAAGAUCAUUACAUCAAAUUAUUUGAAGUAAUGGAAGAUAUUGGGGGCAUUCAUCAGCCCAUUUGUACCUUGGAUCCACCCCACUAUGAUGGCAUUGAAGCCUUAACCUUAUCAGGAGAUUUAUUAUUCUCUGCCUCCAGGGAUGCUUGCAUCAAAAAGUGGGACUUAACCUUGCCCCAUAAAAAGUUAGUUCAGUCUAUUAACCAGGCCCACAAGGAUUGGAUUCAAGCGUUGGCGAUCAAAAAGGGUGGGUCAACUUUGAUUAGCGGUUGUCGAAGUGGGUUUGUCAAACUUUGGUCAACUGAUACCUGUCAACCUCUUGGUGAAUUGAGAGCCCAUUCAUCAGCAAUACACGCAGUAGAUGUUAAUUCAAAACUUGUGGCUACUGGAUCUGCAGACAACAAUAUUGGCCUUUUCAGGUGGAGAAGCAGUGCAGAUCCGUCGCCUGAUCUUUGUGAUUACGAACCUUAAAUGAGAAACUCUUUCAAAGGCAAAAGCAAAUACGAUAAACGAUACACAUCAAAACAAUCAAACCUAUUUCUUUCAAUGGCGGGAUGUGAUGUUUUCAAUGUAUCGAAACUUGUCAACAAUAUUAUCAGAUACUUUAUCGGUCUCUUUUUUAAUAUGUACUUUUAAUACUUCGCCUUCCUCUUCACUCUCAUCAACAUCUUUGAAACAUCAACACACAUUUCUCAUUCAAAUCUAAACUUCACCUUAAACAUAAUCAUCACUAUAUAAUUGUCGUCUAGGCAAUUGUCAUGCCAAGCAACUACCUUCAAAUGGUUACAAUAAUAUUACCUUACCUAUUUGUUUGUCCUUUUUAUCUCAGAAACCAUUUUUUUAUUUGCAUUUAUUCCGACCAGUCACAGUUAUCUAAUUGUUUUGAGACAAAACAAAAUAGCUGUAAAUAGUUUUAAACAUGUUUUCUUUGAUUCUGUCAAGAGCGUAUUUACCAUUCCACAAAUUUUUCAUUUUUACUUCGAUAAAAUUUUUUUAUCUCUUUCCUUUUUUACAAGUCAAAAGAGUCCAAAAAAUGCAUUCACCAAAAUUAGAUUUAUAAAUAUCGAUGGAAUAUAUAAAGAAAUACAAAUUAACUACCAAAUUUUACCGAUGUCAAACUAAACCCAAACCAAAUUCAACUUAAAGAAACUAUUUUGUGAAACUAAUCACCUGCUAAAGGAACCAUCAAAAACUCAACAAUCAGAGUCCUUUUUACCCUAAUCAUCGUCUACCAAUCUCAACAAUAUUUAAACUCUAUCAAAUGAAUAGAAAAAAUGAGAUGAAAUUUAAUGUUCUAUUAUAUUGGUAGAUAAAAUUAAAGAUACAAAAAUUUUGGUCAAAAUAUCA